AUGUAUUCUCCUACCGGAACUCCUAGUUAUAAAGCUCCUGAAAUACUAUUGGAAAUCGGAUAUACACACGAAGUUGACAUGUGGGCAGUUGGAAUAAUAUGUUAUUAAAUAUUAAGUGGAAACCAUCCUUUUAAGAAAAAAUAAGAAUUUUCAUUAGAAGAAAUUAACUUUAAUAUUAAAAAUACAAAGUAUGAUUUUAAAGAUUAUGUUUGGAAUGAU
Ichthyophthirius multifiliis is the source of this 219-nucleotide messenger RNA. Its product is annotated as protein kinase domain protein. Gene Ontology annotation, molecular function: ATP binding; protein kinase activity. The record is from RefSeq and is a predicted model, not a curated record. The transcript has a single exon. Gene Ontology annotation, biological process: protein phosphorylation. NCBI's taxonomy places the organism in Eukaryota, Ciliophora, Oligohymenophorea, Hymenostomatida. The annotation marks the transcript as partial.